Molecule: messenger RNA, 774 nt
Organism: Rhizophagus irregularis DAOM 181602=DAOM 197198
Lineage: Eukaryota; Fungi; Glomeromycota; Glomeromycetes; Glomerales; Glomeraceae
Source: RefSeq, a predicted model, not a curated record
AUGUCUAAUAUUCGAGAAGAUUUAAUUUAUGCAGCUCUUACAAGGGCACAUUUAUCAAUUGAUUAUAAUAUUCACAAUAACUUCCACAAACAAUAUGAAUUUUGUGAACAAGUAAUUCUUGCUAAUAAUUCUCUAACAGAAGAAGAAAAAACUGAAGCAAUAAGAAGAAAUAAUAAAGAUUAUGACGCAGAUAAAAUUUUUUAUAAUGAAGGAACAAGAAGAAUUUGUGAAAAUUGUAACCAAAAAUGUUUAGCUACAUUAUAUUGUGAAUAUUGUGUUCAAAAUUAUUUAAAAGCAAAUUUUCCAAAUUGGACAUCUGGAAAUAAUGAUAUCGAUAAUUUAAUAAAAAAUUGUCAAUCAGAAACACUUAUACCAAGUGUUAUUAUUGAAUGGAUCCCCUACAGUAAUUUACAAAAUAUUAAAUAUCUAACAAAAGGUGGAUUCUCAGAGAUUUAUACAGCAUAUUGGAUUGAUAGACAAUAUAGAGAAUGGAAUUCUAAAAAACAACAAUUAAUAAGAGAUGGAACUCAUUACGUAAUACUUAAGGAAUUAAAAAAUGUUGAAGAUGCAAGUCAAAGUUGGUUUGAAGAGACUAAAUCACAUUUAACUAUAAGCAACAAACAUUCAGAGAUUGUUCAAUGUUUUGGUUUAACAAAAAAUCCAUCAAAUGGAAAUUAUUUACUUAUAAUGAGAAAAAUGGAUGGAAAUUUAAGAGAAUAUUUACAACAAAAUCAUAAUCAACUUACAUGGAAUGAAAGGAUUAACAUUACUUAU